CAGUCAGUACCCACUACUCAGUAUCCAUAUUCUAUAUCGUUUUAAACGUUACGCGGCCGCUGACAUUUUAUGAUUAUCGUUUUUUUCACGAUUUACCCGAGUAAAGUGUCUGACAACUUGGAACAAAUGAGAUCUAACCGGCAUAUAAAACGCAUAAAAAGAUAACUCAAAAAUGGAUUCAUUAACGAUUAUUUUGACGACCAUCAUACUUCACAAAUUAACUAAUGUAGUGGAUUCAACUACCAUUUGCGAUAACGACAGUGCUUGUAAUUGUGUCAAUAACACCGUGUCAUGUACUAUGUUACAACAAGACGGAGUAUUUGUCCUCCCAAACGGCACAGAAAUUGUGCAUUUCGACAACGUUCCAAUUACAAUUGUCAACAACGGCACGUUUACCAAUAGGAAACUGCAGAAAAUUACAUGGGUGGCAAGCAAAAUUGAAUUAGUUGAAGCCUUAAAUCAUAAAGAUCUAAAGUAUUUAGAUUUAUCUAGAAACAAUAUUUUUAAAUUGUCAGAUGAUGUAUUUCACAACUGUCUCCAUUUAGAGUAUGUAGAUUUGUCUGACAAUCAAUUAAAUAUUUUAUCAGAUGAUUUAUUUUUACACACUAGCUCAUUAAGAGCGAUCAAUUUGGAAAAAAAUAUUUUUAAUUCAAUAUCAAAAAAUUUGUUCAAACAUACCAUCAAUUUAAAAAAUCUUAGUAUAGGAAAUCCAAAUUUAACUUUUCUAGAUAAAAAUGCAAUGACUAACUUGUACAAACUGGAAUAUCUUAGUAUUGAAAAUUGUGGGAUAAGAAAUCUCAAUCAAAGUUCCUUUGGUGUUCAUGUAUAUCUAUAUAGUAUCUUACUAAAUAACUGUACACAUUUAACAUCAAUUGACAAUGAUUUCAUUAAUUCAUCAUUAAACUUAAGAAUUAUAGAAAUCAACAAUUGUGGGACAAUUGAAUCCUUACCACCCAGUAUUGUUUCUCUUAAGAACCUACAAUAUUUACGGAUGUCAAAUACACAAAUUCAGCCAAAUUGUCAAAAUGGAUGGUUUAGCCAAUGGUUCAAUAAUGAAACAACUACUGUAGUUGGCUAUGAAAAGUAUUCAAAUUUUAUAGAAGCACUAAAUGAAAUUAACUGCCCACCAAAAAUAUACUAUACAAACAGUCCUAUUACAUUACAGUUAACAAAAAAAGGUAUCAUUAAUUGUAUGGCUUAUGGAAAUCCACUUCCAGCAUUUACUUGGCUAGCGCCUGGUGGAUUAACGUUUCAUGAAAAUAAACAAGCUGAUAUGGAUAUAGCAAACCACCCAAACAUCCACAAUUGGGAUCUAAAUCAAAUAGUUAGUCAAUCACUUAUAACUGACAAAAAUGGAUCUUUACAUAUUCUACGAAUGCUAAGAACCCAUAUUGGUAAUUAUACUUGCUAUGUAUCAAAUAAAUAUGGAAACAGUUCUAAAACAGUGGAAGUACAUCUAGACAGUGGAGUAUUUUUCAAUAUAAAAAUAAAUGCACUAUUAUUGGGAAUAUCAUCAGCAUUAGGAUUUUUAAUGCUAACUAUAUUAUGUUGUGCUUUCAAGUUAUUAUUAAUAAGACUGAAUUGUAUGAAAAAAAGAAGUCAACCAACAGAAACAGAAAUGGGAUCUACAGAAAAACCAAAAAUUUUUCCAGCAAAUGUUUAGUUAUAAAUAAUUGUUACAUGAAAUUUUUCUUGUGGUCAAAUUAAACAGUAUUUUGACUGAGAGCCAGUUCUACUGAUAGAAGAGAAAAUUUAAAUUGGAAUUUACUAUACACAAAAAAUUAAGGUUUGGUAUAUAA
Messenger RNA from Rhopalosiphum maidis (corn leaf aphid), 1799 nucleotides. Its product is annotated as leucine-rich repeat and fibronectin type-III domain-containing protein 5-like. Gene Ontology annotation, molecular function: protein binding. The coding region runs from base 173 to 1663 and encodes 496 amino acids. The transcript is spliced from 4 exons. Gene Ontology annotation, cellular component: extracellular matrix. The record is from RefSeq and is a predicted model, not a curated record. Lineage: Eukaryota; Metazoa; Arthropoda; Insecta; Hemiptera; Aphididae.